GAUUGGUCAGUCCCCCCUCCCUCCCUUUACGCCCUCUCCCUCUUCCUACUUAAAUAUUUUUAACAUAAAGAGAGAGGAGGAGGGGAGGGAGGGAGAGGGGGAUGGGAGAUCCAUGGGGGAGGGGAGCAGAGUGCUCACUCUGUUGUCACUGGUCAGGGGGGAGAGAGAGGGAGGGAGGGAGGGAGAGCAGAAUUGUGUCCCAUAUGUGGAAAAAAGCAAAGCAGUGCGCGCACGGGUCUCUUCUGCUCCAGGGAUUAUCCUCGCGCUUCCAGAUCCGAUGGAGGACAUGCCGGCAUGAACAGGGCUGUUAUGUUGUCCAUGCGAGCUCAUGCCAGUGAUGGACUACAGUCGGACCUGCGCUGAUCUUAGCUGGCGUUCAUGAAGCAGCAUUCCUCCUUACUGAGACCAGCUCCGCAGAAUGCUGAGUCCUAUUGUCCCUUAUAGCUUGUUAAAGAUGCACUGGAACCCAGAGCAUGCCCAGUCCCUCAGCCAGUGGCCUGAGCAGCACCUGGACGUGUCCUCCACCACCUCCUCUCCAGCCCACAAGUCUGAACUGUACUCUGGGCGAAACCGCAGCUCCUACAGUUAUGCCUGGGCCAACGAUGACAUAUCUGCUCUUACAGCUUCCAACCUGUUAAAGCGCUAUGCCGAGAAGUACGCAGGCGUGCUCGACUCCCCGUAUGACCGGACUCCUAGUGUGAGCACUUACCCAGAGCCUGGGGCUUUUGGGGGCCUAAACGGCCAGAAGACUGAGCUGGAGCCUUGGCCACUCACGCACAGCACUGAUGCCUCCUAUCCCUUGAUUCCCCCAGGAGGCCAUGAGAGCCUCUCAGGCUCCAAGACUGUUGCCACAUCUGCAGGCGUUAGCAGUGUGUCAGUAGUGAACAGUAACCUCUCGGACUCUGGCUACAGUGGCAGCAGCUCUUGCAGUGGUUCCAGCGAGUAUCCCUCCAGCUACAAUGGUACCUACCUCACAUCCGGUUUCUGUCCACAACCCAAUACAGCACUUCCUCCUGCCUCCCUUCACUCUCUGCAAUCCACACCCACCCUGGUGCCUAGCUACAGCCCUUCCACACCGGUCUACAACUACCCUCCUAGCACAUACCCUCCUCAAACAAGCCUUGGUGCAAGUUACAGCCACCCCUCUGCUACUUAUCUUGCAUCAGGUCUGCCAGCCCCUACCCCUGUUCCCCCGAGGCCCACGUUGGUAGGAGGCACUUAUAAUUAUCAAAGCACCAACCUGAGUGCGUCUGAGUCUGGAGGAACGUUGAAGAGAAAAGCAUUUGAGAUGACCGUGGAGGAGGAAGACAGUGGGGACAGGUCCCGGUACAGGAAAUACAGUUAUGACCCUUUAAAGGCCGGAGGACACUCUCCCUACAGUGUGAAUGAUAAAGCAGAGUGCAGAGGGAAUGGCUUCAGUGGUUCAAGCAGCACAGACUCCCAAAGCUUUAAGCCCAGCAAACCCUCCUCCCAGCCCCUGGUCUCUCCUCAGUUUGGGGCAGGAGGUGAGUACAGUCCUCCAGCAGGCAUGACAGGGGACAAUGUGGUGGCAGAACAGGCCUUCACCCAGCAACAGCAGCACCGCUCUCAGGCACUCAAACGCCCUUCAUUAUGUACCCCAACUGUCGAGACCUUGAAAAGUCCGGAUCAUCGACUGCUGGAGUUUGUCCGUGGAGAGUUACUGGACCCCAGUCCGGCACUGGGCUGGAGUGAGCUGGUUGGGCUAAGCCAUGUCAAAGCUGCCCUGGAAGAGGACCUGCUGUGGCCCGUGCUGAGGCCUAGUCCAGUAGUGCAGCCGCCAAAAACCGUCCUGCUGUUCGGCCCCAGAGGAGGGGGUAAAACAACACUGACUCGCUCACUAGCCUCACAGUUGGGUGCCUCAUUUUAUCGUGUGAGUGGAGCCAUGCUGGCCUCUAAAGGGAAGCAUGAGGCAGAACAUAUACUGCACUCUCUGCUGCAGGUGGCUGAGGCGCAGCAGCCGUCAGUGGUGCUGCUCAGUCAAGUGGAAGCCAUGGAGGAGGAGGAGCUGAGACAGGUAUUGCUGACGACGCUGGAGAAAGCUCAGAUGGGUACCACUGGUCUGUUGAUUCUCGUUUGUGCUACUGGAAGGCCAGAUCUACUGCAAGACGCGAUACAUCGAAGCUUCGCGAAAAGAUACCACGUCGGCCUGCCGGAUGUGGGUAUGCGCCGACAGGUGCUGCUGCAGGCGCUGAACCCCCAGGGCCUCAGCUUGAACGAGAGAGAGCUGAGCACUGUGCUGCAGCGCACAGAGGGCUUCUCAGUGUGGGAACUGUUGCAGCUCAGCCAACAGGCACUCACCUCAGCUUCCUCCUCGACGAGAGCCCUUCACAGCCUCACCACCUCCCCAAAACCCCCAGACUUCACAGACUUUGAGAAUGCCUUCUGUAAGGUGCGGCCAGAUACCACUUCAAAAGAAUUAGACAGUUGUAUAGAGUGGAGCAAAAUGUACAGCCACUGAAAACAGCCAGUCAGUCUACUCGGACUGUACCAUGACCCUGUCUUUGCUUUUACAUAGUAAACCCGGGAAUGUUUUAUGGUUGUUUUUUAUUGCAGAAUAUGCAGCCAAAAAAUCCCAGAAAAGCUCAAUGAUAUGGGAGUCCUAGCAAAGUUGUUUAACUGGCAGAAAUUUGCCACAAUGUACUUUUUUUUUUUCAAAAACUUGCAAUAUAAAUUUCCCAAAGAUAAUGGUUAGUAUUCUUUGUUAAGUGGGAUUCAUGUCAGAAACACACAGAGAUCCUGUUCAGCCUCAGUCUAGGACAAAAUCAAAUAUUGGUUGCUUUGUGGAUCCAAGAUUAUGGAUAAUCUGUGUUUAAAAAUCCACCUUCCUGUUGCUUUUAGGAUCCUUUAAAUCACCAGUCUACGUCUUUGUUAUCCUGAUACCAGUUUAGUCCUCGGUUUGUGACUAAACGUUCAGAUUAAAGGGCUUUGGAUGAGCAACACUAUCAAAUUUUUACCAAAAAACGUUUCAAGCCAAAUGCAAAAUCUGAAGUACUGUUUAGUUUCUCAAGAUUGAGCAGGCCUCCAAAUCACAGAGUAUUCCUAAUAGCUUCUCACCAAAUCCCAAUACAGCAACUGCUCCUUAAUAUCCGAAUAAAGCAAGUGCAUAAUAUUAAAAUCCUCAUUUAGCUCCAUUCUAGAGUUCAGUUCCUUGACAGACACCUUUUGUUAUGCUGCGUUCACACCGGGCUCGGAAACAUGUGUUCAAGCGACCACUUUCAAUGAAAACUUUAUGGAAUUACUUGUCAACCCAAAUUUCAGGUUUCGGCGUCCAGAACUCUCACAUCCACAUAUAUUGCUUAACGCAUUUUUUAGUCAGAUCGCAGGCGCUACGUACACAUUUAUUGAUUGCGCCAUGGAAGUUCUUGGCUGCUAAAUCCUCACAAUGCUGAAAUUUGACCAAUCAUAGAUUCAAGUUUGGUGGUGACGUGCGGGUAGCAACCUUUCAAAACAUUGAGGUACUAACUGGUGUAAGCAUGAUUACGAAGGAGAAAUUGAUAUCCGUUUUCUGCCUGGACAGAAUUAUAUGACACCAAGUCUUUCAGAAAUCGGAAUUGAAAAAUUCUGGAACAAGAUUCAAGAGAUUUACACACCUUUGACUUUUCACACUAAGCCUUUUUCAGUUGUAGGUGGUGGACAAGUGCAAGUAAACACUGAGGCAAAUAAAGAAGAAGCCACCUCCCCACCGCUCCCUACUUGUCUAGUGUGAACACCACGGGCCAAACUGUGCAUAGCGUGUUCUUGAACAUGCCACAUGCAGCCCCGUGUAGGUACCUACUGUAAACACGUGGAUAUUCGAGUUUCGAGCUCUCGUCUUUAAAACUCUCGCAUUCAUCCGUCGCAAGUUUUUAAGUCAGUUUUUGGGCUCUAUGUACAAAAUUGAACAUGCGUGGAAAGUUGAACUUGGACCAAUCAGGGAGGUGAGGUAGUGUGGUAUGGGUAGCCAACCCUUUAAAAAAACUGUGCUUUGGGCUCGGCUGGAAGUCUUUUGUGUAUUGGAAUAGAGCUGUGAAAGAAAAAGUCUGGAGAAAGAUUUGCUUGAUAUUUAUCACCAAGCCUCUUCCGAUUGUGAGUUCAUGUGCUAGUAUUGGGUAUCGACAGUCCAGUGUGAACACCAUAUGCUUAAAGCACAUUCAAAAACGCCCGUUUAGUGCGUCCUUGAACAUGCCCGGUGUGUACGUAGCGUAACUGUCAACUCCUUUGGGUAUAAAAACUUGCUGGUCUCACCAGCAGCCUUGUACUCACACCUAACACGUUCAGUGGGCUUUAUUUUUGACAUUCCACCUCCGAAAUCAGACACUUGCAGCUUCUCCCACAAAAUGUUUUCUCCUUUUGCUUCUUUUUUGUUUUCCUAGUAUGUAGUUUCAUUUGAAAUGCUCAGGAAGAAUUUCUUUACCUCAGAAAUAUGAAAUAAAGAAUGUAUGUAAUCUUAGGGUCUUAGAAGAGAGCGGUGCAGAGCGAGAUAGGCAGCAAGGGAAUACCUGACAGUGAUACCCACUGCAACCGGGCUCGUACCUCAAGAGAGAAACUUGAAUAUGCUACAAAGAGUUAACAUUGAAUGUAAUUCAGGUAUUUUAAAGGAUAUUUGAUGCCAUAGAUCCAUGUAUUAUUAUGUAUGAAUAUAUAAAUACAUUUUUUUUCUGUUCCUUUGCCCUCUAUUGUAGAUUAUGGUGAAGUAUUGGUCGUCCUUAAGAAAAGCAAUGUAGAAAAUGGAAAAUAUACGUAUUUUUUUGUUGGACAAAUUGCUUACUCAUCUCGUAAAUGUUUAUGUUUCUGGUGUUUAUUCUUCAUGUCUGCUCUCCUUGGACUUACCGGCAUUUAAAAACAUGUCACACACAGUUGUGCUUGUGCACAUCCACCGAAUGAUUGAAGCACAAAUUACAUCAAAAAGGACAUUAGCUGUAUUUCUUGUGAUAUCUGGAAUUUUUUUUUUUCCAAAUCCUAAAUUUCUGCAACCCGUGGGUGCACAUCGAGGAUAUAGCCAACAAGUAGACAAUCCAGGAAUAUGUCAUCGUCCGCAGCUGCUGCUCGGUUUAGUUUUAACAAGCAGGAAAACCCCAGUCACUGCUUUACUGGCACAGAAGACGUGUGUGUUGUUGCCAUGGCCCUAAAAAGGUACAAACGCCAUGAUGUAAUAUUUCCGAGCGUCCUUUCCUCCAUCUGUCUAUCCCUUCCGCCCAGCCUCAUCAGUCUUUUUCUCUUUUCCUCUCUCCCCAAUGCAAUCUCAUUAGAUUGGAUUGCCCCUGGCCACCGGCCUCAGUUACCAUGUGGCGCUGUAUCUUCUCCCCACCCCCGCUUUCUUUUUCCCCUUUUACCGAUUCCUCUGGAGUGGAAGUGGGCUGAUUGAUGUCCGGCAAUCCUAUAUCGCAGCGCAGCCUUCCCUUACCAGCUGGUUGCUUCAGCCAUGCCAUACAGCCAGAUCAAUCAGUGACCCCCCAGCGUGCAUGCUGAUCGCUCUCUCAGAAAUUGAGAACACAUUUACAGAUUACAAAGCAACCCCCCACCUCUGACAGUAACAGCCAAAUAUAACAUAUGAUUAUACUUUUUUUUGCCAAAAUUAAACAUAAUAAUGCAGACUUUGAGGUCCGGCAAAUCUAUCUAUCAUAGCUUUUUUCUCACGUCAGUUUGUCCAACAAAAAAGUUUUUAUUUUGUUUUAUCUGUUACCACAGUAAGUUUGUAUUUUUUGGUUCUUGUACAUUUUCCUUUAACCAUUUCUACCUCAUUUUUGCGGCAUAUUGUACAUGAAAGUAUUUAUUUCAUGUCUUUUUUGAUGUCUGAUUUAAAAUGGAUAAUAAUGUUCCUGAACUGUAAUAGUCUACCUCAGAAAAGACUGUAUUUUAAAAGAAGAGUAUCACACAAUAUUAAACAAAAUUGAUCAAUAUUGUA
Molecule: messenger RNA, 5905 nt
Organism: Oryzias melastigma (Indian medaka)
Lineage: Eukaryota; Metazoa; Chordata; Actinopteri; Beloniformes; Adrianichthyidae
Gene: fignl2
Exons: 3
Coding region: 419-2479 (686 amino acids)
Molecular function (GO): ATP binding; microtubule severing ATPase activity; ATP hydrolysis activity
Source: RefSeq, a predicted model, not a curated record